AUGAGCUGGAUGGUGAGAAGUUUUGUGCUGCCCCUUUUGCUGCUGUGCUUGUGGGGGCUGCAGGAAGGCUCGCACGCCUGCAGCUGUGUCGCCAGGCAUCCGCAGCAGGUGUUCUGCCAAGCAGAUGUUGUCAUUAAGGCGACGGUUGUUGGGAAGACUGACGUUUCUUUGAAGCGGAGUGUCGUAAAUCCUGGUCUCCUCAAUCCUGGUGUCAUAGAUCCUAUUAAGUAUGACCUCAAACAGACAAAGAUGUUCAAGGGCCCGAAAAAACUUUUUGGUGCCAUCUACACUGGACUCAACUCUGCAGCAUGUGGAGUCAAUCUGGCCAAUGGCAUUGAGUAUAUACUUAUGGGCAGACUGCACUCUGACGGCUCGCUGCACAUCUCCUUGUGCGACUUGUACCAGCCGUGGGACGACUUGAGUGCCACUCAAAAGAGCUUGUUGAAGCGCUAUGAAAUGGGCUGCGAUUGCAAGAUCUUGCGAUGCACCUCCCUCCCAUGCGGCAUCAGCACCCCGACUGAGUGCUUGUGGACGGACUUGCUGCCGGUGAAGAUGGCCAGCGGCGAGCAGGCCCAAAACUAUGCUUGCAUAAAGAGACGUUACGGCUAUUGCGCUUGGUUCAGGCCUGACCUAUUGACG
Molecule: messenger RNA, 639 nt
Organism: Phycodurus eques (leafy seadragon)
Lineage: Eukaryota; Metazoa; Chordata; Actinopteri; Syngnathiformes; Syngnathidae
Product: metalloproteinase inhibitor 2-like
Exons: 6
Biological process (GO): negative regulation of membrane protein ectodomain proteolysis; negative regulation of endopeptidase activity
Cellular component (GO): extracellular matrix
Molecular function (GO): protease binding; metalloendopeptidase inhibitor activity
Source: RefSeq, a predicted model, not a curated record